AUGCAGUCUCUCCUGCUGGCACUCCUGGGGGCGUGGGCCAUCCAGCCCACUGCUGCCCAUGUCGCUCAUGCCCGUGAUCAGGGUCAAUGCAAGCAGACCACCGUUGUGGUCCUUGGUGGUGGUAUGGCGGGCAUCGCUGCUGCGCAAGCGCUGCACAACGCCUCGAUGGACGAUUUUGUGAUCCUCGAGUACAAUGACCGCAUUGGCGGACGCGCGUGGCACCAGCCGUUCGGCAAGAAGAAGGAUGGCUCGCCGUAUAUUAUUGAGAACGGCUGCAACUGGGUGCAAGGUCUAGGAACACCCGGGGGUCCGCAAAAUCCCGUCUGGACGCUGGCACAACUGUAUAACCUCUCGACCAUCUACUCCAACUACAGCAACCUGUCAACGUACAAUCACAACGGCUACAGUGACUACUCGUACCUGCUGGACGAGUACGACGAGGCGUACGACAUCGCCAACGUCAACGCCGGCGUCAUCCUGACCGAGAACCUGCAGGAUCCGACGGCGAAGACCGGUCUCGCGAUGGCCGGAUGGCGCCCCAAGAUGACGGACAUGGAGGCGCAAGCCGUAGACUGGUGGUCCUGGGACUUCGAAGAUGCGUACAUGCCGGCCGACAGCUCCUUCGUCUUCGGGUGCGCCGGCUCCAACCUGACGUCCAACGGCUUCAGCGACGAAGACAACUUCGUCACCGACCCACGGGGCUUCAGUGCCUUGAUUGACGGGAUGGCGUCGACCUUCCUGCGCCGCAAUGACAGCCGCCUGCACCUCAACACGCAAGUGACCAACAUCAGCUACACGCCCAGCGGCGUGACCAUCACGACCGCGUCAGGCGACUGCAUCCAAGCCGCGUACGCAAUCACGACCUUCUCGCUGGGCGUCCUGCAGCAAUCCGAUGCCGUGACCUUCACCCCAGCCCUUCCCAAAUGGAAGCAGGAAUCCAUCCAAGCCUUCACAAUGGGCACGUACACGAAGAUCUUCUUCCAAUUCAACGAGACCUUCUGGCCAGCCGACACGCAGUAUUUGUUGUACGCCGACCCAGUCACGCGCGGCUGGUAUCCGAUCUGGCAGUCGCUCAGCACGCCGGGCUUCUUCGAAGACAGCGGCAUCAUCUUCGUGACGGUCACGCAGGAGUUCGCCCAUCGCGCCGAGCGCCAGUCCGACGAGCAGACCAAGCAGGAGGCGCUCGCCGUGCUGCGCGCCAUGUUCCCCAACGUCACCGUCCCGGACCCCGUCGCCUUCCACUACCCGCGUUGGACCACCGAGCCCUGGUCCUACGGCUCCUACUCCAACUGGCCUCCCGCCGUCACCCUGGAGAUGCACGAGAACCUGCGCGCGAAUGUUGACCGUGUGUGGUUCGCUGGCGAGGCCACCAGUCCCGGGUACUUUGGUUUCUUGCACGGCGCGUGGUUUGAGGGUCGGGCUGCCGGUGUCGAGAUUGCGCGGUUGUUGGACGGGAAGUGUACGGCCGUUGGGGCGAGGAAUGCGACCAGUAGCAGUAAGGCGUGUACGGGCCGGAAGAGGUAUGAGGUGUUGCAUGGCACGAGUCCGUUGGCGGAUUAUACCGCUGUCAAUGGGUGGACGGCGAAUAGCUUUUAUGACUUCAAUGAGGAUUAG
Aspergillus homomorphus CBS 101889 is the source of this 1614-nucleotide messenger RNA. Its product is annotated as putative flavin containing polyamine oxidase. The transcript is spliced from 6 exons. Lineage: Eukaryota; Fungi; Ascomycota; Eurotiomycetes; Eurotiales; Aspergillaceae. Gene Ontology annotation, molecular function: oxidoreductase activity. The record is from RefSeq and is a predicted model, not a curated record. The coding region runs from base 1 to 1614 and encodes 537 amino acids.